AUGAUUAACCAAAUUGUUUUGUCUUUUAUUGCAAUUUCCGGAGUUGCAAACGCUCAAGCUGGGCCUUUCGCUAACACUACGUUAGGGUUUGGUUCUCCAAGCGGCAGCAAUUCCAGUAUUGACUCUGUUUCUGCUUCUGUUUCUGCGUCUGCUCCAGCUCUUUACCUAAACAGCACCAGAUCUGUAUUGCAAACGGAAACUUUUGCUCCUACCACUUUGCCAAAGAAGAAGAGUUCUACCACAUAUGUUUUAACCACUUCCUCUUCUUCUUCCUCUGCUGUUUCUGCUCCACAGGAAUCCUUCGCUCCAACAACUUCCCCAGCUGACACUUCUGUUUCUUCUCCAGCUGUUUCUUCUCCACAAGAAUCUUUCGCUCCAACUACAUCCCCAGCUGACGAUGCUGCCGCAGCUGAAUCCUACGCCCCAACUACUUCUCCAGAAGAAACUUCUUCUGCUUCUACCUCUGCCCCAGAAGAAUCUUAUGCUCCAACUACUUCUCCAGAGGAAACUUCCGUCCCAACCACUGCCCCAGCUGACACUGGUGCCCCACAAGAAUCCUACGCUCCAACUACUUCUCCAGAGGAAUCCUACGCCCCAACCACUGCCCCAGCUGACACUGGCGCCCCACAGGAAUCUUACGCUCCAACUACUUCCCCAUCCGAGUCUUUCGCUCCAACCACCGCAGAGUCCUACGCUCCAACCACCGCCCCAGCGCAAACAUUCACCCGUGGUAACACUCCAUUCUUCAAGUACAACACUACCGCCACUGUGCCUACCCCAGCAUACAACACAACCCUCCUACCUCCAACUUACAACGCUACCUCUGCUCUAAACGGUACUCUACCAACCCCAGCCCUAAACGCUACUCUUCCAACCCCAGCCCUUAACGGAACUGUUCCUCUCCCACUAAACACAACCUCCGUCGUGGUCAAGAGAGACGUCGCCCCAGUGUCUCAAAUUGGUGAUGGCCAAAUCCAAGCUACCACAGGUACCCCAGCUUCCCCAGCUGCGCCAACUACCCCAGCUCCUGUAGGAUCCUCAACCCUAGUGUCCCAAAUCACCGACGGCCAGGUCCAAGCAACCGCUUCUGCAAACGGCACCAACUCCCAAAGCAUCCACACCUAUGAAGGCGGUGCCCAGGCCCAAUUCCUAACAUCCACUAACGGUUUGCUUGCCGUUCUAUGUUUGGUCGCUUCUUUGGCUAUUUAA
Kluyveromyces marxianus DMKU3-1042 is the source of this 1209-nucleotide messenger RNA. Its product is annotated as DNA-directed RNA polymerase II subunit RPB1. Lineage: Eukaryota; Fungi; Ascomycota; Saccharomycetes; Saccharomycetales; Saccharomycetaceae. Bases 1 to 1209 code for a protein of 402 amino acids. Gene Ontology annotation, molecular function: structural constituent of cell wall. The record is from RefSeq and is a predicted model, not a curated record. The transcript has a single exon. Gene Ontology annotation, cellular component: cell wall.